Messenger RNA from Limulus polyphemus (Atlantic horseshoe crab), 405 nucleotides. RefSeq names its product tigger transposable element-derived protein 6-like. Lineage: Eukaryota; Metazoa; Arthropoda; Merostomata; Xiphosura; Limulidae. The coding region runs from base 1 to 405 and encodes 134 amino acids. Gene Ontology annotation, molecular function: nucleic acid binding. The transcript has a single exon. The record is from RefSeq and is a predicted model, not a curated record.
AUGACCAAUGCCGUCUUCCAAGACUGGAUUACAGGCUUCAAUAAACGCAUGAAAGCACAGCAUCGCAAUAUUAUCUUCCUGUUAGAGAAUGCUACAUUGCACAGUCAAGUGAAUCUUAACAAUGUCAAAAUUGUGUUCUUGCCUCCAAAAGCAAAAUCAGUGCUACAACCUCUUGACCAGGGCAUCAUUCAUGCAUUCAAAGCCCACUACAAAAAGCGCCUAGUCCACUCUGUGUUAUCAAACAUGGAUAAAAGCAAACUUGGUGAAAGUGUCAGUGUGCUAGAAGCUUGUGUUUGGAUCAAUUCUUCGAUGCGUGAAACCAAGACCAGCACAGUAUCAAAGUGUUUUACGAAAUGUUUCAUCAGCUCCCCCUCAAUUGACAACAGUGAAGAUGAAGACUACUAG